UACCAAGCUGGGUUGACCCUUAGAUUCUUUGUGUGGUGGUUAUACACAGGGCAUGGCAUUACACCUUCAGCCUCCAGUGUGAGAGUUUGCUCGUAGGGUUAGGGGAAGUAUCUGUGACUAUGGUGACCACACCGUUCCUGUGGUUCCUGCUGACUUUAGCCCCGGUGGGCGUGUUGCCGGAUGACGUCAAGGGAGGCGGCUGCGUGUGUGGAUACCCCGGGAUCCCAGGCGACCCCGGACAUAAUGGGGCGCCGGGUCGCGACGGCAGAGAUGGUGUGAAAGGGGAAAAGGGGGAUCAAGGUGUCAUUGGCGCAGAUGGCCUACGUGGGCAAGAGGGUGCCAAAGGACCCAAAGGAGACCCAGGAGAUCCAGGGCUAUCGGGCAUGAAGGGCAAAAGAGGGGAGAACGGCGAGCGGGGAUGGCCUGGGAAGAUGGGGCCCCAAGGUGUACCUGGGCCCCUGGGGCUCAAAGGGGACAAAGGGGAGCUGGGGUUACCCGGCUCUCGGGGGGUGAAAGGCGAAGAAGGGCCCCAGGGGCCGGAGGGUAACCGUGGGCCAAUUGGGAUAAAAGGAGAGAGGGGUGUCAUUGGGCCUUCUGGUCCCACGGGGCGUCCUGGAAUCAAAGGAGACAUUGGUGCUCCUGGUCAGAAAGGAAGCAUAGGCUUCCAAGGGGAGAAAGGAGACAGAGGAGACCAAGGAGAGAAAGGGGUUGUUGGAGAUAUGCCCGUCAUACCUAAGAGUGCAUUCUCCGUGGGCCUGACAGAUCACAGCAAGCGGCCCCCAGUAAACACGGCCAUCCGCUUUGAUAAGAUCAUCUAUAACCAGCAAGGGCACUACGAUGCCCAAACGGGACGGUUCUCUUGCGCCUUUGCUGGGGCAUACUACUUUACUUACCACAUUACGGUGUACUCUCGUAAUGUGAAGGUGGCCCUGGUAAGAAACGGAGCACGCAUUAUUCACACCAUGGACAUAUACCAGAACGGGGAGGACCAGGCAGCAGGGGGCACUGUGCUGCACUUGGAGGCUGGAGACAAGGUUUGGUUACAGGUGGUAGGGGGAGAACUGUACAAUGGGCUUUUUGCCGAUGAAGAUGAUGACACAACAUUCUCUGGGUUUCUUAUAUUUGCAAAUUGAAAAAGCGACCCCCUACUUCCAAUGAAUUUCACACAACAAAAUAGUUAAGUGAAAAAUGAGAAAAUGUCUUUUAUAACACUAAGAAGAGAACCUUACCAAUUAGAGUUAUGGUGGAGGCCAGUGUAUGCAAACCCGGUAUGGCUGCUUCUAGGAUUACCUAGCACCAUGUAGAUUUUUAGUUCAUUUUAAUGUAGCAAUUCAUUGUCCCUGUAUCAUGCUUUAAGAUGAUUUCCCUGUAAUCUUGAAACUGACUAUACUUGAGUAAUAAUAUAAAUUAAACAAAAAUACAAGUGAA
Messenger RNA from Paramormyrops kingsleyae, 1428 nucleotides. It is a transcript of the gene c1qtnf9, whose product is annotated as C1q and TNF related 9. The record is from RefSeq and is a predicted model, not a curated record. Gene Ontology annotation, molecular function: protein binding. Lineage: Eukaryota; Metazoa; Chordata; Actinopteri; Osteoglossiformes; Mormyridae.